This is a messenger RNA of Fusarium mangiferae, 465 nucleotides long. RefSeq names its product putative clock-controlled protein 6 (CCG-6). Gene Ontology annotation, biological process: fungal-type cell wall organization. The transcript has 2 exons. Gene Ontology annotation, molecular function: structural constituent of cell wall. The record is from RefSeq and is a predicted model, not a curated record. NCBI's taxonomy places the organism in Eukaryota, Fungi, Ascomycota, Sordariomycetes, Hypocreales, Nectriaceae. Gene Ontology annotation, cellular component: fungal-type cell wall. Bases 1 to 465 code for a protein of 154 amino acids.
AUGAAGUUCGCUACUGCUCUCGCUUUCGCUGCUGGCGUCGCUGCCCACGCCAAGAACGUUACCUACACCACCGAGGUCGUCACUGCCUACACCACCUACUGCCCCGGUCCCACUGAGAUCGUCCACGGCGACAAGACCUACACUAUCACCGAGGCCACCACCCUCACCAUCACUGACUGCCCUUGCACUGUCACCAAGCCCGUCAUCACCACCUCCGCUGUCGUCUGCCACGACUGCCCUGCUCCUCCCGCCCACCACGGCAACAACUCCACCCUGGUCCCCGUUUACCCUACCGGUAAGCCCGGCCACGGUGGUGAGAGCGGCAAGCCUGGCUCUCCUGCUGGUCCCGGCGCUACCCCCACCGCUGGUGCUCCUUCCGAGGUCCCCACCGCUGGUGCCGGCAAGGUCGCCGCUCUCUCCGGUGCCGGUCUCGCUGCCGUCGUCGGUCUUGCUGCUUUCCUGUAA